This is a messenger RNA of Labrus bergylta (ballan wrasse), 3989 nucleotides long. RefSeq names its product transmembrane protein 98 (gene tmem98). Gene Ontology annotation, cellular component: endoplasmic reticulum. NCBI's taxonomy places the organism in Eukaryota, Metazoa, Chordata, Actinopteri, Labriformes, Labridae. The record is from RefSeq and is a predicted model, not a curated record.
UGGGGCAGGAAAGGUUAAUGAGUGACCAGACCAGGCUGAAGGGCAGUUUUUACUUUACACUUUCAGAAGAAGGCUAAAUGUGGGAAAAUGGUGCCUGAAUUAAACUUCAGAUAAUCCAAGAAUACUUCAGCUGGGACUGAAAACCCCUGAAGGUAGGAGGUCAAGUUCAUGAGAAUUCUGUGCUUGGGUUUCGUUGAGGUUUCAACUGUGAGAUUGGAUAUAUUAUGAGCACCCAUCCAUAACUUAGCUCGGACAAUCGGCCGACCCUGAUUGGACUGUUUCCCCCUCCAAACGAGUUGCUGCCCGCAGCUGCUGUGGGAGCCCGAGUCGCCAUGGAGACGGUGGUGAUCGUGGCCAUAGGGGUGUUGGCCACCAUUUUCCUGGCCUCCUUCGCUGCCCUGGUGGUGGUUUGCAGACAUCGCUACUGCCACCCUCAUGACCUGCUGCACCACUUUGACUCCAAGCCCACAGUGGAUCUGAUCGGAGCCAUGGAGACCCAGAGUGAGCUGUCAGAGCUGGAGCUGGACGAUGUGGUCAUCACAAACCCCCACAUCGAGGCCAUCUUGGAGAACGAGGACUGGAUAGAGGACGCCUCUGGAUUGGUCUCUCACUGCAUUUCUAUCUUAAAGAUCUGCCACACUUUGACCGAAAAGCUGGUUGCCAUGACCAUGGGCUCAGGGGCAAAGGUCAAAGCACCAGCCAGCCUGAGUGACAUCAUCACUGUAGCCAAACGGAUCAGCCCGAGGGUGGACGACGUUGUCAGAUCUAUGUACCCUCCUCUGGACCCAAUCCUCCUCGACGCCAGGGCCACAGCUCUCCUCCUUUCAGUCAGCCACCUGGUGCUUGUCACCCGCAACGCCUGUCACAUGUCGGGCAGUAUGGACUGGAUCGACCAGUCGCUCCACGCUGCUGAAGAUCACAUGGUGGUUUUGCGUGAGGCGGCCCUGGCCUCCGAACCGGAACGUUACAUACCUGGAAUCGACGCACAGAAAGAGCAGGCCAUCUAGUACCAACACAGAUAUUAAUCAUAAACACAGAAAGGCAGCAGUAGGCCAUGAAAAUUAUGCCCCGCCUCUCUUCACAAUGAACGGGCACAUAUUCUGCAAGAUGGUGUUGAAAAAGCAUGUUUCCCCUAACUCAAUAUCAAGCAAAUAGGCUGUGCAGAAGGACGUAGUGACAUUUAACACACAAAAAUCGUCCUAGAUUUUUUUUUUUUUUUUUAAAUCAUAUUUUCAUGAAAAGUGCUUUCUGGCUUUCACACAGUUGCAUACAGGUGGUGUAUUUUGUAUGUAACCUUCCAGCAGAUCUUUAAAUAGUUGGUCUGUUGAAGGUGUAAGCUGCCUGCAAGUGAGGGGCUUUUAAAAAUUUCUUCCAAAGUGCGCCAUCGCCCAGCGGUGGGCCUAAAUCCAAUCUCGCCGUCACAUGGAGGCUUAGUCAGCUAAUCCAUUCUGAGAAAGAAAAAAAAAAACCCAGUUAGCCAGUGAACCCAAAAGGGCUCCAUCUCAGUGGACUAAUAGAAGACCAACCUGACAUAAUUGCAGUCUGUGUUAUCAGCAUGACCUGUAGAUGCUCAAAAAUCAAUCCCACAGUUACUCUUAGUUAAGAAUCACCGGUCUGGGAGUUUUUCAGACACAGAUAGCAUUCUUUUAUACCACAUCAGCAGCCGAGUAAAUGUUUUUCCAGUUGAGUUAUGCCCUUAUGUGCCAUUGCUGCAUAUUAUGUUUAAUUGCUCGUAUCAAAAGAGACACUAGUAUCUCCUCCACUGAAAUAUCACAAACUCCACCAGAUCAAUUGAUGCAAGACUCUGGUACACCACUGGUCCUAAGUGGAUGUUUCCUAUUGACUUCAGUGAUCACUUUACUGUUCUUCAGGCACCAUGAGCAGGAUCAUAUUCAUCAAGACUUCAGAUUGUCCUGGAAUCUGGUAGUGAUAAUCAAACAAACAGUAAUCACGUAGUAGUACGUUAGGUUUUAGAAAUCCAAUACUUCUGUUUGUACUAGGACAUUCAUAAGCCUGAACUUUGCAUUUAUGGAUUAUUAGCUUGUGAUAGCAUGCUAAAACAUGAACAUUUCAAUGGUAAACUUUGUUUCUGCUAAACAUCUGCAUGUUAGCUUUGUCACUGAGAGCCUCGUGGAGAAUUUGAUACAGCUCCUAAGGUAUUACUUUAUUUAUUCAUAUGAAGCUGCUCAGUGGCACUUCAUGGCAAUAAAAAGUCUGAAGACAUCAUUACCUGGAUCCUCCGGAUAGAGACCUCAUCGUUUGGUCGAGACAAUCCUACUAGUUCUUUUAUUUUUUUCCUGCGGGUUUAUUGUGUUGAGGAAUGAGACUCUGCAUUUAACAGAACUUUAAAAAUGUCAUUUGAAUUUAAGGACUAUUUAAGCAUUUUACCUUAGACUGUAUGAAAGAAUGGAUGAAGUCUGAGUGAAGUCACCCAUUGGUGUCUGAAGGGCUGUUUUGGAAGCCUAUCCAUGGUGGGGGCCCAUGUUAAACAUUCUGACAUCCUAACAGGAAUAGGGCUGGAACUGAGGCGGGCCUUAAGCCUCCUUACAAACCGCUUAAACACAGCCACUUGCAGCCAGAUCGGUCACACCCUUAACUAUGCAUCACUCGUAUCUUUCAGAAAUUCAAAAGGGCAUAGUGUCAAUAAAGACAUUAACCUGUAAGACUAAAUUCAUUUUUUUAAUCAGGCUAUUUACGUGUUGAUUUCUGCUUUCAAAUUGGGCAUUUGAACAUGGGGCUUUUAUGGGCCAUUCCAGGUCUUUUGGAGCCAGCUUACAGCAGAAACUCAAGGAAUUGCAGAUUUUUUUUGCACUUCUGCAUUGGCUUCAUUUUCAACACAGGAGCUUGCCUCCUGGUUUUUACGAGCCAGUGGUCCAACCUCAAAAUUGUCACAAUCUCAAAUUGGCUUCAAAGCCUAAUGGACUUCUGAAUUCUCCGGUGAGCAUGUUAGCAUGCUGAUGUUAGCAUUAGGGUCAAAGCACAGCUGUGCUUUCAGCCACAUGGAACUGCUUACAUGUUAGUAUGACGAGUCAACAUUUUUCAGAUUUGCAAAACAUCUGUUCUUUAGUUCUACAAGUGCGACAUUUUCUAAAUGAGUUCAGCAUCAGUUUCUGACCACCAGGGGAGGAACAACAUCAUACACAAAUAUCAAAGUAUACUGAGACUUUUUAAUCGUAUCACCAUUAACUGUUUAAAGUGUUACUGUAAAGUCCUGUUGUUUAUUCUGUCUGGAAUAUUGAGCUUUUACACACUAUGAAGAAAUAUAGUAUGUCUGUAGGCCCCAUGUAACUAUAUUAUUUUAUGAGGGGUUUUCAAAAGUGUGUUGAUGGAGGUGAGGCAGAAUUAGUGUGUCAUUUUUGGCCAGAGGGAUGUUAUUGGAGCAUGUGUACCUGCUCUUCCAUGCAUAGCUAAUAGUGAAUCCCAGAAGGGUCUUAAUAAGGCAUUACCCAGAGCCUCAAUAAGCACAUGGGCUUAGUCUUCAAUUCACAUGGCACAAAGCUUUGGGUACACAAGGCUGGAAAAUUAACACAUUAGCACAGCCAGUGACACAAUGCUGUGAGUUAUUGAGUCAAACACACUCAAUUUAAGACAAUCAGCAGGGGGACCCAAAACCUCUGUAAGCACGCCGAGAUGUUUGAUGAAGAGGUAUUGAUCGAGGAGGAAACAUUUAGACACUGGUUAGCCUUUCAUUUUAUUUUUAUUUUGUUUACAUUGUUUAUUAGCAUUGAUCUUUUUUUUUUUUUUUGCAAGCACUCCUUUGUUUUUUCUCGUCCUUAUCCCACAGUUUGUUACUGAUUUCCUUCCCUCACUCCCACACAUCUUUCUCUUUAUAAUUCUCAUUGAUUUGUACAGAUAAAAUGAAGUUUCAUAGGAAAAAAUGUAUUCUGUUGUUGCUCUGAACAAAAGCUACGGAGAAAUCCACAUCUGAUAAGAGGUCCACACACUCAUACUAAUUUGACAUAAAUAAAAGUGAAUUCCUUUCCUCUUUG